GAUAUGAACAUAUUAGUAAAAUUUAGUGGGCCUAAAUUUUAUUAAGGAAAAGUGAAUGAUUAACUUGCAAUAUAGCAUCAGUUUCAGGCUAAGACUCCACAGCCUUAGACUGAGCAACAACUACCUUAUUUAACAAACACUUUUUUUUCCUAAAGUCAUCAUCCUAUUUGCAUAUAUUCUAACUGUUUCAUUCGCCAUAUAUUCAAUUCAAACAUUCAGAACAAGCUACAAGCAACACACACACACACACACAGAUGGGGAGAUACUGCAGAAUUUUGUUUCUGCUGAUAAUAUGCAUAGUUGUGAGGAAUGGAGAGGGACAACUGAAGCUGAACUUCUAUAGCUCAACAUGUCCAAAUGUCGAGAACAUCGUGAGGCAGGUUGUACUGACGAAGAUAAGCCAGACGUUCGUCACCAUUCCAGCAACUGUGCGGCUGUUUUUCCACGAUUGCUUCGUUGAGGGAUGUGAUGCCUCUGUUAUGAUAGCUUCACCAAACAACGAUGCUGAGAAAGAUGCCCCGGAUAAUCUAUCUUUAGCCGGAGAUGGAUUUGACACUAUUGUUAAGGCCAAGAAAGCAGUCGAGGAGCAGUGUCCUGGCAUAGUAUCCUGUGCAGACAUCUUGGCCAUUGCUGCUAGAGACGUCGUCUUCCAGGCAGGAGGUCCUACAUACAACGUGGAAUUAGGAAGGCGCGAUGGGCUAAUUUCUCGAGCUUCUAGUGUUGCUGGGAACUUACCGGAGCCUGAAUUCGAUCUGGAUCAACUCAAUGCCAUGUUUGCGAAGCAUAAUCUGUCUCAGACGGAUAUGAUUGCUCUUUCGGGAUGCCAUACAAUAGGAUUCUCCCACUGCAGCCGUUUCGCAAACAGGAUAUACUCGUUCUCUUCUUCCAGCCCCGUUGACCCAUCUAUGGAUCCAGAAUUCGCGCAGCAGUUGAUGCAGGAAUGCCCUCAGAAUGUUGACCCAGUAAUAGCCAUAAACAUGGAUCAUGUGACUCCACAGACAUUUGACAACGUCUACUACCAGAAUCUGGUGGGAAAGAGAGGGUUGUUUACGUCUGAUCAGGUGCUGUUUACUGAUCCAGCUUCACAGCAGACUGUCGUGGAAUUCGCCCAAAACCCUGGUGAUUUUAACGGGGCGUUCAUCACUGCAAUGACCAAGCUAGGCAGGGUUGGCAUCAAGACUGGUGACCAAGGAGAAAUAAGAAGGGAUUGCACAGCAUUCAAUUGAUAAGAGAUUGUUUCAAGCAUGGAAAAAAGGAAUUCACAAAGAAUAAUUUGUAAAUUUUGUCUGCAGAUUUGCAUGGAUACGACGAGUGCAACAUGUUGAUGGACAUCAUGAAUAAGAAACUCUCAUACAGUUUCAAACAGUAACAUUUGAUAUAAGUCGAAAACUACAAUGUAUACUUACAAUGUGCUUAAUUGUUUUGUGGUAGGGCAUUCAUCUUGUUUGUGCUUUAAUGACAUGUUCUUCUUUGCUUUC
Salvia splendens (bonfire salvia) is the source of this 1478-nucleotide messenger RNA. Its product is annotated as peroxidase 55-like. Bases 255 to 1226 code for a protein of 323 amino acids. Gene Ontology annotation, molecular function: peroxidase activity; heme binding. The transcript has 3 exons. Gene Ontology annotation, biological process: response to oxidative stress; hydrogen peroxide catabolic process. The record is from RefSeq and is a predicted model, not a curated record. NCBI's taxonomy places the organism in Eukaryota, Viridiplantae, Streptophyta, Magnoliopsida, Lamiales, Lamiaceae.